UAUGCCAAUUACCUUAUUGAUGCGACAUCGACACAAAUUAGACUCGCAUUAAGUACACAAAUAGCUCCUUACCCCGUUAUUUCAACAAAUGACCUAAUAAUGAAUAAUAAUACGUAAAUAAGCAGAUGAUUGGGACUUUUCUAGGUACUUAACUACAUUCUCCCUUGAUAUUUUGACAUAGUGCUUUCACAAGGACAGACAGGCUCUCUUCAUUUGUCCGCCUAAGCAGCAAUACUUACGAUCGAAGAAAAAUUUUCAACUACUUAAAUAAAAAUGCAAGAACCUACAAAACUGCCUCCUUUAAACAUUGAAAAUCUGUACCUAAACCGCGCGAAGUUUGUGAUGAAAUUCCUCGGAGUGUGGAUGCCUCCUGAAGGAGAAUCAGUGUUCCACAAAGUCUACAGAAUCUUUAUGAUGUCCUUGCAGUAUCUGUUUCUGAUUUUUCAAACGAUUUACAUCAUUCAGGUGUGGGGUGACCUGGAAGCGGUGUCACAGGCGUCGUACCUGCUGUUCACGCAGGCCUGCCUGUGUUUCAAGGUGACGUGUUUCCAGCUGAACGUUCCCAUGCUCAGGGACAUGCUCGCGCGCAUGAAUGGAGACGUCUUCAAGCCGCGUACGCCUGGACAUGUCGAGACGUUGAAGCUGCAAGCUCGGAGAAUCAAGCGCCUGCUGUUAGGCUUCAUGAUAAGCUCGCAGACUACGUGUGGGCUGUGGGCUCUGAAGCCACUGUUUGACGACGCCGGCGCACGGAGCUUCCCCUUCGAUAUGUGGAUGCCAGUGUCUCCUGACCGAUCACCUUACUACGAGUUAGGCUACGCGUUCCAGCUGCUGACCAUCUGUAUGAGCGCCUACAUGUACUUCGGGGUGGACAGCGUCGCUCUCUCCAUGGUCAUCUUCGGGUGUGCGCAGGUUGAUAUCGUCAAGGAUAAGAUCCUCAGUAUAAAAUCGCCUCUGGACCCAGGUGUAGCUAAAGCUGACAAGAAGAAAAUAAUGAAGGAAAAUUACAAGGCGUUGAUCGAAUGUGUUAUUCAACAUCAAGCCAUAGUUUCUUUUACAGAGUUGGUAGAGAAUGCGUACCACACAUACCUGCUGUUCCAGCUGACUGGCAGCGUCGGACUGAUAUGCAUGUCUGCUUUAAGGAUUCUGGUUGUAGACUGGCAGAGCAUGCAGUUCUUCUCGAUCCUGACUUACCUAUCGGUGAUGAUCAGCCAGCUGUACGUCUGCUGCUGGUGUGGACACGAGCUCACUGCCACCAGCGAGGACCUUCACAAGGUCCUGUACAAGUGCAGCUGGUACGAACAGGAGCUGGGGUUCAAGCGAGUCUUCCUCUUCAUGAUGACCCGAGCUGGCCAGCCCAUGGUGCUCCGCGCCGGACACUACAUCGCGCUUUCAAGGCAGACCUUCGUUGCUAUUUUGCGAAUGUCGUAUUCCUACUUUGCCGUCUUGAAUCAAACCAAGUGAAGAGCGCUAAGUACUCUAUAGAGACGUUAUACAACAGUCUGUAGUAGGUAGUUAGGUAGUACCUAGGCUACGCUUUGAGAUAUUUCGCCUACUGAUGUAUUUAAUUAAAUGUGAAUUUGGAUAUCAUGUUGCUUAGAAAGUGAACGCACGGCAUUGUCUUGGAUAUGCACUUUACUUUAAGGUACGUACGUAACAUAAACAGCCUUUAUACGUCCCGCUGGCCUCACCUCAUUCAACCGGAGGGGAUA
Molecule: messenger RNA, 1709 nt
Organism: Pectinophora gossypiella (pink bollworm)
Lineage: Eukaryota; Metazoa; Arthropoda; Insecta; Lepidoptera; Gelechiidae
Gene: Or-16
Product: odorant receptor Or1-like
Exons: 10
Coding region: 274-1461 (395 amino acids)
Biological process (GO): detection of chemical stimulus involved in sensory perception of smell; sensory perception of smell
Cellular component (GO): plasma membrane
Molecular function (GO): odorant binding; olfactory receptor activity
Source: RefSeq, a predicted model, not a curated record